AUGUCUGGAAUGCUUAAAAGCCAUAAGAUAAUAAAAAAAAAAACACUUAGUGGUAUAUUUUCUUAUUUUAAUAGUAAAGAACAAGUAAAAAUGUUGAAUAAUGGCAGUACGAAAGUUUCAUCGACAACACGUAUAUUUGCUCCACUUAACAUUCCAUGGCAUCGUCGUCGUGAAACAUUAACUGUUCUCUUUUGUUUCUUACUGCCAUGGUUGUCUGUCUAUUUAACAAUUCGUUUUCUUCGUGCUGAUCGUUGGUAUAUAUUUGGAAGUUUUCUUUUCUAUCUAAUAUGGAUGGCUAUGAUUCGAACUUAUCCUACUAAAGGUGGUUGUCGAAAACAAUGGUUUCGUCGACUUUUUCUAUGGAAAUGGUUUGUUGAUUUUUUUCCAAUUCGUUUACAUAAAACAUGUGAUUUACCGGCUGAUCGUUCAUAUAUAUUCGGUUAUCAUCCACAUGGAAUUAUUUCUGUAGGAGGUGUUGGUAAUUUUGCAAGUGAAGCUACCGGUUUUGAAAAUUUAUUUCCUGACAUUAAUCUUCGUUUGCUUGUGUUGAACUCAAAUUUUCAAAUACCAUUUUUUGAACUUAUUUUAAUGAUGCUAGGUAUAUGUGAUGCAUCAAGAGAAUCAUGUAAUUAUAUUCUAAAACAAGGUAAAGGAAAUAGUAUUCUAUUAGUUAUUGGUGGUCCGCUAGAAUCAUUAGAUGCACGUCCAUCUUCGGAAUAUAUAUUGACACUUAAAAAUCGUAAAGGUUUUAUUAAAAUGGCUCUUGAAAAUGGUGCAAAUUUAGUUCCUGUAUUUUCAUUUGGUGAAAAUGAUCUAUUUGAACAGAUUUCGAAUCCACGUGGAUCAAAAUUACGGUCCAUACAAAUUACUCUUCAAAAAAAGAUGGGCUAUGCUUUACCAUUAUUUUAUGGACGUGGUAUUUUUCAAUAUAAAUUUGGAAUUUUACCCAGACGACAUCCGAUUGAUACAUAUGUUGGUGAACCGAUUGAAGUACCAAAAUUAUCUAAAGAACGCAUAACACAAGAAAUCAUUGAUGAAUAUCACAUAAAGUACAUAGAAGCAUUAACACGUCUUUUUGAUACACAUAAAGCCAAACAUAAUAAUGCAAAUGCAUCACUUGUUUUCGUUGAUGAUCCUAGUAGAUAG
Molecule: messenger RNA, 1146 nt
Organism: Rotaria sp. Silwood2
Lineage: Eukaryota; Metazoa; Rotifera; Eurotatoria; Philodinida; Philodinidae
Source: the annotation of a GenBank genome assembly